This is a messenger RNA of Drosophila subpulchrella, 1208 nucleotides long. Its product is annotated as inactive pancreatic lipase-related protein 1. Gene Ontology annotation, molecular function: lipase activity. The transcript has 5 exons. The record is from RefSeq and is a predicted model, not a curated record. Gene Ontology annotation, biological process: lipid metabolic process. NCBI's taxonomy places the organism in Eukaryota, Metazoa, Arthropoda, Insecta, Diptera, Drosophilidae. Bases 39 to 1208 code for a protein of 389 amino acids.
CGUCUGAACAGUUGAAGAACGACGUUUAGCUGGUCGAGAUGUCCUCGAAUGCGCUGGCCUGCAUCUGCAAUGUGAUAAAUCCCUGUCGUAACGAGGUCUCCACCACAUUUGUGGUUGUUCAGUGGCUUAUUACCGGCUUUGCUGCCCUCGCCCAGGUGGUGCGACCCGUGCUCCUGCUCUUUGGCAUUCGUGGCGAGGUGGCUCUAAACCAGGAGGAUUACAAUAAGACCUGGAUUUAUAUGCCCAAUGGACAGGGUAAGCCGGAGGUGGCCUACCUGGUGGAACCUCCGCCCGAAAACCGUAUCAACCUUCCCCAGCUCAUCAAGUUUGAACUCUAUGGGAGGGAUUCCAGUUCUAGCGCAGAUUUCUGGAUUGAUGAAAACAAUUUUGAGUUUCCACAACGCCACAAGCGAGACACUUGGCAGGAGAUGGCCGAAAAGUUUAAUCCGGACCUGGACACAAAGAUCCUCGUCCACGGCUGGAAGUCCAGCACCAUGAGCAACUCGAUCCAAUCGAUUCGCGGAGCUUAUAUCGAACGGGGCCAGGUGAACGUUUUUGCCAUCAACUGGAAGGAUCAGGCGGAUAAUAUUUACUACCUGACUCCGGCUCGAUACACAGUGCAAGUGGGCAGGGCGGUUGCAAAGCUGAUUGAUCUCCUCGUGGAGGAGAAGGACGCGGAUCCGAAUAGGAUACACCUCAUAGGCCACAGUCUGGGUGCACACAUAAUGGGCUAUGCGGGCUCCUACACCAAGUACAGGGUUAACCGCAUCACUGGUCUGGAUCCGGCGCGGCCUGCUUUCGAGGAUUGCAUCGGCCCGGAGAAUCACCUGGACGAUACGGACGCAAACUUUGUGGAUGUUAUUCACAGUUGUGCCGGUUAUCUGGGAUUCAGAAAACCAAUCGGUAUGGUGGAUUUUUAUCCAAAUGGUGGGGGACCACCGCAGCCGGGUUGCAAGGAGCUUUCACAGAUUUUUACUGGUUGCAGUCAUGGACGUUCGUACGAAUAUUAUGCAGAAUCCAUUAAUUCACCAAAAGGCUUUUUUGGUGUUCCCUGCUCUGGACUAGAUGAACUUAAGGGAAAAAACUGUACAGGCGGCAAAAUCUUGAUGGGGGACCCUGUUCCCCGCGACGCUCGGGGGAUAUUUUUUGUGAAAACGGCCAACAAACCGAGCUAUGCCUUGGGAAUCGAUGAUAUAUGGAGUAACUAA